Molecule: messenger RNA, 1029 nt
Organism: Diatraea saccharalis (sugarcane borer)
Lineage: Eukaryota; Metazoa; Arthropoda; Insecta; Lepidoptera; Crambidae
Source: the annotation of a GenBank genome assembly
AUGUUUACAAGUCAAUGUGGAACCUGUAACGAUACUGUCGGACACGGCUCGGAGUGUUCUACAUGCAAACGUAGAUAUCAUUUUGGAUGCGGUGGUAUAUCUGAAAGAGGAUUUAACAGAUUGGGGUCCAGAAGAGACAAGUGGAUAUGUUCUAAUUGCCGGGAUACCAAUGUUACGCACUCAGAGGAUGCUUCACCGUCUGCUACAUCAAGCCGAACCCCAGUUGUCGCAAAAACAACAUUAGGACCUAAAAUGAAGCUUUCUGAGGUGGACAAUGGACAACCAUCUGAUCAUGAUGAAACGCUCAAGGAUAUCUUGGCUAUAGUCACUGGGCUUCAGACAGAGUUCCAAUCAUUCCAUCGAAUUGAAUCUGACUUAAAGCAAGUUAAAGCGGAUGUUGCGGACCUUAAAGCCUCUCUUGAUUCGAGAAUAGAUGACAUAUCUGAUCGCGUUUCAAACUUGGAGUCUCGUAUAAGCGCCGUUGAAAAUGCUAAAACUGAAUUAGAUCAUCUAAAAAAGAUUAUAAAUGUUCUGGUGGAGGAUAACAAUAGAAGUGAGCAAUGGGUGCGGCGAUCUAAUAUACAGAUAAAUGGAAUUCCUUUCAAAAGUGGUGAAAAUUUGAUAAAUGUAACUAAGCGCCUUGCCGAUCGCUGUAGCUUUCCACUGAAAGAUACUGAUAUUGAUUUUGUGACGCGAAUUGCUGUCAAGGAUCAUAACGAUAAAAGACCUAAACCAAUAAUCUUAAAAAUGCAGUCGAGAUAUAGAAAGGACGAGUUUUUAGCGGCUAUACGUAACUUAAAAAAUAUAAAAGCCAGUGACCUUGGUUUUGGCUCUUCUGAUAGCCGUGUUUACGCUAAUGAUCACUUGUCAACAAAAAAUAAAUUCCUACUUCGCCAGGCUAAAAUGAAGUCAAAGGAAAAAAACUAUGCCUUUUGCUGGGUACGUAAUUGUACCAUUAUGGUUCGAAAGAAUGAAACAUCUCCAGUACUUCAUAUCAACUCGGAGGAUUCUUUAAAGAAGAUUACAUAA